Messenger RNA from Diceros bicornis minor, 3816 nucleotides. RefSeq names its product abhydrolase domain containing 6, acylglycerol lipase (gene ABHD6). The transcript has 12 exons. Lineage: Eukaryota; Metazoa; Chordata; Mammalia; Perissodactyla; Rhinocerotidae. Gene Ontology annotation, molecular function: catalytic activity. The record is from RefSeq and is a predicted model, not a curated record. The coding region runs from base 1260 to 2528 and encodes 422 amino acids.
GCCCCAGCCCAUCAGCCUCUGCCCCUGGAGACCCUGCCCCGUCCCGCCUUUGCCUCCUGAUCUCCUGCUUCCUUCCUCCUUCCUUUGCUGUGCCCCAGGCAGGUGAACACAUGUUCUUCCCCACUGCUGCCUUUGCUUCAGCGCUUCCCUCUGGGAAUGCCCUGCCUGGAAUCGCUGAUGUCUAAAUUUAACCUGCCCCUAACGCUCCAGCUUGGCUGUCCCCUCCAGGAACCCUCCUCUGAUUUCUACCCUGGCCCCAGGUGAAAGCUGUUCCUUUCUCCCCUGGGAUCCCAUAGCUGGGAUCCCACUACUUUCCACCCCCAUGAUGGCAUUUGGAAAGUUCUGCUAUACGUGUCUGCCUUUUCCUCUUGUGUGCACUUGUGCUGGCAGGGUCAGAAGUUCUCCCCAAGACCCCUCUUCCCACCGGAAGCUCCAGGACAGAAGGAGGGGGUCCACGGUGGGGGGAUGGCAUGGUUUCUGAAGUAAAGAUAGGCUCAGGAUUUCUGAACCCUGCAACGCCAAACUCCCUUCCUUGAGCUGCCACCUGAUCACAGGGAGAAUGGCUCUGCUUGGUACUUAACAUUAUAAUCACGUUUGUUUUUGUUCAUAACCCAAAGGAUUUCCACCAGAAAAUCAGAGAGACGUGAGUCCAAAUCCCACCUCUUCCACUUGCUAGCUGUGUAUCCAUGGGCCAGUUACCUAACUCUCUGAGUCUCAGCUUCUGGUAAUAGUACUUGCUUUAGAAGGCAGUGGUAAGAUUUAGGUAAAAUAAAGCUCAGGGCCCAGCAAGUGGUGAGUACUCGAUAAGUGCCAGCUAUCAUGAAGAGUUAGCGAUGGUUGACCACCACUUGGAAUUAUUGGAGAAAUGUUAAAUCAUUACUAAAUGGUUCACACUGACUCUGUUGAGUGGUGGGCCAAGGGGGUUCGGGCCAAGAAGAGGUAAGCAUUUGUGUGUGUGUGCUCAGCAGGGCCUGUGAGCUUUCUGCAGCUCUAAGCCAUCCAUUGCCUUUGCAAUAAGAGAAAGAAUUGCCUUUCUAUUUUUCAGCUUUAAAAUUUACGAGCUUUGAGUUCUGUGAGGAUCCACACCUCUAGAGUGAAUGUGUGAAUGCAGUUUGUGCAAUUCCGGCCUCCAGUAGCAUCCACAUCUUGGUCAUCUGUCUCUCCCGGGUCGUAGGACGUUUUGCAAAUACAAGACAAACAGUGGAAAGUGAAACUGUAACUCUUGUGCGAGUCGGGAUCUCGUGAAAUCAAAGCAAGUGAUGGUGGAGAACUGCCUGAAGGACGCUUUAGGACGAAUCUCAUUUUCAGCUUCUGCCAGAGUCAGUAGCAGUUGGGAGAGAAGGCUGUGCUCUUUAAAGACUGGUGGUGGAAGGACUGAACGGUGUGUGAAAGAGCAACCUCUACAGAAAUGGCAACGAGAAGAAAUGAGUACCAGGACCCAGUGUGGUGGCCGAGGGAACUGUGGUCUGACGCAUACAAGCCCCUGCAGGUGUCAGCCAGCCUCAAAGAGCAGGAUGGAUCUUGACGUGGUUAACAUGUUUGUGAUCGCGGGCGGGACGCUGGCCAUCCCAAUCCUGGCAUUUGUAGCCUCGUUUCUCCUGUGGCCUUCAGCGCUGAUCAGAAUCUAUUACUGGUACUGGCGGAGGACAUUGGGCAUGCAGGUCCGCUAUGUUUACCAUGAAGACUAUCAGUUCUGUUAUUCCUUCCGUGGCAGGCCGGGGCAGAAACCUUCCAUCCUCAUGCUCCACGGAUUCUCUGCACACAAAGAUAUGUGGCUCAGCGUGGUCAAGUUCCUCCCAAAGAACCUGCACUUGGUCUGCGUGGACAUGCCAGGACAUGAGGGCACCACCCGUUCCUCCCUGGAUGACCUGUCCAUAGAUGGGCAAGUCAAGAGAAUACACCAGUUUGUAGAAUGCCUUAAGCUGAACAAAAAGCCUUUCCACCUGGUAGGCACCUCCAUGGGUGGCCAUGUGGCUGGGGUGUACGCUGCUUACUACCCAUCGGAUAUCUGCAGCCUAUGUCUCGUGUGCCCUGCUGGCCUGCAGUACUCAAGUGAUAAUCGAUUUAUACAACGGCUCAAAGAACUGCAGGAGUCGGCUGCUGUAGAGAAGAUUCCCUUGAUCCCGUCCACCCCAGAAGAGAUGAGUGAAAUGCUCCAGCUCUGCUCCUAUGUCCGCUUCAAGGUGCCCCAGCAGAUUCUGCAAGGCCUUGUCGACGUCCGCAUCCCUCAUAACAACUUCUACCGAAAGUUGUUUUUGGAAAUCGUCAAUGAGAAGUCGAGAUACUCCCUCCAUCAGAACAUGGACAAGAUCAAGGUCCCCACGCAGAUCAUCUGGGGGAAGCAAGACCAGGUUCUCGAUGUGUCCGGGGCAGACAUGUUGGCCAAGUCAAUCGCCAACUGCCAGGUGGAACUUCUGGAAAACUGUGGGCACUCAGUGGUGAUGGAGAGACCCAGGAAGACAGCCAAGCUCAUCGUCGACUUUUUAGCUUCUCUGCACAACACAGACAACGACAAGAAGCUAGACUGAGGCCCCGACUGCAGCCAGCACUCAGCACACAGCAUCCGCUCCCAUCUGCAAAAUCUGACGCGGCCACCACUUCUCAGGGAUCCUGCCCCAAGCCAGCGUCCCUGAGGAAGCCAGUCCCCUGUCCCCGGUCUCAACAGAUGCACAGAGCUUCGGGGGCCACAAGGAAAUCUCCAAGAUGUUUUUCACAAAAUGGAAACUCAUAUGGAACAAAAUAAGAAAACUCAGCCAUGAAAUCUACCGAGAAGUCUUCAAGUUCAUGUCACAAAGUGGCCACCUUGGACCAUAGUCACCAAGGCCAUUCUCUUUAAAACAUUCCUCACAGAUGGAGACUCGAGGUGUUUCUGUUGCUUCAGACGUUCUCCCCUGCAUGGUCAGUGGCUGUUUUAGGAGCAUUAGUCCCCAUUCGCUGAGCCCUUCUUGUUUAUGUCUAAUUUAAGUUUUACAUAGAAGCCCAUAUGUGAAUGCAGUAUCAGCUGCAAGACCAGGGAGGAGAAUGACAAGCUGUGCAAAAUAGCUACAUGUGAGGAAGGGUGGUGUUGUGCUUCUGCCAGCCCUCGUAGCUGCUGGAGCAGCGGAGAACACAGGUGGGGGGUUUGAUGGGCCCCACGUGUCAGGUAUGUCAUGCGUGAACCCAGCACAGUCGCAGUAUGAUGAACACCUGGCAGGAUGGGUUUUCUGGGAAUAAUUUAUUAUUUUUUAAAGUAGGACUAAUGAAGCAAUAAUGUUCCAGACAUCUAUCUAAACAGUCACUCGGGGUCCACACACAAGCACCUCGGGGGCCUCUUUUCUAUCUUGCUGUGCUACUGAAAACCCUUGGAUGUAAUGUUUGUUAAUGAAUUCUGUGAAUUCUGUGAACAAUAAUGUGAUUGAAAAUAAGUCUAAACAGGUGUAAAAGUGAUCACAAUGACAUGAAAUAAAUUUAAGAAGUCUACAUCAGCAACAUGCAGAUGGUUUCUAUUUCUAAGCUCCUAAUUAAAUGCAAUGUUGGCAGAUUCUCUGUUAACUUUAAAAAGCGCUUUUUAAAUUAGGACUUAUUCUACAGGCACUGGAAGACCUUGCUUGGGUGGGUUAUUUGUUUCAUUUUAAGAAAUCAUGUUUGCAAUUUUUAUUCAGUUGAAAUGGUAUAUCAGAAACAAAAGGCAAGAGUCAUCAGACUGUUCCUUUUGACUCUCUUCUGUUGCAUUUAGGAACUCUAAACUUCCCAGGACCUUCACUCUUUCAAAUCUUUUUACAGAGAGUCUGCAGCCAAGUAGUUCUGGAAAUAAAGUGAGGUGAAUUUUAUAGUUUA